This is a messenger RNA of Sander lucioperca (pikeperch), 1585 nucleotides long. RefSeq lists its product as uncharacterized. The record is from RefSeq and is a predicted model, not a curated record. The transcript is spliced from 9 exons. The coding region runs from base 119 to 1165 and encodes 348 amino acids. Lineage: Eukaryota; Metazoa; Chordata; Actinopteri; Perciformes; Percidae. Gene Ontology annotation, molecular function: transmembrane signaling receptor activity. Gene Ontology annotation, cellular component: plasma membrane.
CUGCAAUAAUAGAAAGAGGAAGAGAGAUUUCAACAGUUGCAAUUGCACAUUUAGGAAUAACAGGAAAUACAAAAUUAGUCUGCCAGGAGGUUUUGUCUGACUUUGCUCACUUACCAACAUGGCUGUUCAUCUCAGAGUUCUUCUCAUCCUCUCCGGAUUCACAGGAAUUCACAGCAUAACUACAGUCAGUGAGGUGUCAGUUAAGGCUGGAAGUUCAAUCUCUAUCCCAUGUCUCUAUGGCUUACAAUACAUAAGCCAUGUGAAAUACUUGUGUAAAGGAUUUUAUUGGCACUCCUGCUCCUAUAUAGUCAAAACAAACCAACAAAAUUCAGGAAGGUUUUCAAUCUCUGACGACAACACCCGAAGAAUCUUCACAGUGACUAUUAAUGAUCUGGCAGAUGAGGAUACUGAUUAUUGGUGUGCUGUGGAGAUUAAUGGAGGGGCAGAUGUCAAAGAGUAUUUUCACCUGUCUGUCACCGGAGAUACACCACAUCUCUAUGUGGAUCAUCAGGAGAUUACAAGGUUAAAUGGAGAUAAUUUAACCAUCAAUUGUUACUAUACUAACACUGGAGAAACAAAGUGGUGCAGGCUGGGCAUCUCCUGUGUGACGAGGUCGUCUGGAUCAAUAGAUGGAACAAAAGUGACCAUCAGUGAAGGGGCCCACAGUGUUUUUAAUGUGACUAUGAGUGGACUGAGGACAGAGAGCAGCGGCUGGUAUUGGUGUGCCAAAGGAGACUUAAAGAUGCCAGUGCAUGUAACUGUUACAGAGACACCUACCACUACCACAAUUGGAACAAGACAUUUAACGACCUUAUCACCCACUCCUAAUCACAUCCUUGAAGACGGACAGCAGAGUGCUUAUACUGACCCAAAGAGCCUCAUCAUCAGUCUGAGUUUGCUGAUCUCCAUUGUAAUGGUGGCCUUGUUGAUCUGGUUUAUGUUGAGAAGACACAAACAGACCAAAGCAGAAUCGUCAGCCACAACAACGGCUGAAGAGGAAUUAACAUACAGUAUUGUUAAACACAAGACAAAAACUUCAAGCCAGGCUGAAGAGGAGGAAACACAAUGUAAUGUUGGGAACAUGAGAAAAACAUCAUCCCAGGUUGAAGCAGAGGAUAAGGAUGUUACAUACAGCACAUUGGCUCAGCACCACCAAAAAAUGUAAAUGUUUGUCUGUCUGGUUAUCUACUGGACUGUUUUUUUUAUUUCAGUGUUGCAAGGUGUUGCCUGAUGGUAUCAUUUGGUUGUGCAGUCAUUUCUUCCUUCUCUUUUUUCGUUUGUAGCUGUUAGACCUUUUUUCUAACCCUUCACUGCAUAGUUGCAAAACAUUUCCAAAGAAGCAUUAACAAAACCAUUGACAACAUGUAUCUUCAUUCUAUGUUUCUAUGUGUGUUUCUUGUGUGUUUCUGUCUGUCACUUUGGACAUUUCCAGUCUAUGCCUGUCUAAUUUAAAUUGCAAAAAAAGUGAUCUGAAACCAUUGCGGGAAUAAGUAUAAGUCUGUGUACAUGAUAUUUUCAUGAUUUAACUUAGUUAUGUAAAAUAAAUCAUGAUCGUAUUGAUCAUACAAUGUUAUGACUGCCAUGU